Zingiber officinale is the source of this 1040-nucleotide messenger RNA. RefSeq lists its product as uncharacterized. The record is from RefSeq and is a predicted model, not a curated record. The transcript is spliced from 2 exons. NCBI's taxonomy places the organism in Eukaryota, Viridiplantae, Streptophyta, Magnoliopsida, Zingiberales, Zingiberaceae. Bases 36 to 788 code for a protein of 250 amino acids.
ACUCCGCCCCUCGUCUUCCUCCCAUCGUCUCUCUCAUGGCUUCCUCCUUUCCUCGCUUCUCCGGCAUAGGCGAGGAUGGCCACGCCGCGGCCGUCGACGCCAUCAUCGCCGAGGCUUCCGAUCUCUGCGCCCUCGAGCAGAUCGCCGCUCUCAACACCGCCCACCUCUCCGACUCCAACCUCCUCCCCUCCCAUCUCGAAUCGCGCUUCCGCAAGCUCAAGUCCCUCCCUAAUUCGUUCCCCGAUCCCUCCAAUCCCUCCACCACCCUUACACCUCGUUUCCCUCCUGAGAACGGGGAGGAUAAGGAGAAUUUCCCCGAUCCCCCUAAAAUGAAUCGCGCCCGGACCUUGCCCGCCCCCACGGUCAACCCCCAGAAACCAGAUGUUUCGAUUCCUCGAGAAGAGGAUGCUUUACCUACCGAGAACGAAUGUAUUACUAGGACUAAGAAGGAGGAACUGAAAUCGAACUGGGCUUUUGGCUCCUCGCCCUCGUUCUUGGCCGAUUCCUCCGGGGAGUCUUCGCCUUCGCCGCCGCGGCAGAGGUGUUGUCUGUGUUUCUCACCAAAGAGGGCCCAGAGGAAGAGUAAGGGAGACGAGAUUCUAUCCGAGCUAGGCAUCCCGUCGCUGAAGGAGGAGCACCGAAAGUUGAAGAAGGCUUUGAAGGAGCAGGAGAAGAUGACGCGGGAGACGGAAAAGAUAGUGAAGUGGGUGAAAAAGGCAUCAGCAAGGAUGAACUCGGCCUCGGUUGAUGAUUUGCUGAGCGAUGCUGAGGACGAAGAGCUCAAGUGACCCGACUCGUAUAAGAGACCGUCUAGGUUUCUUUGCCUAAACCAUUAAUCUCCGAGCGCCAAGGAAGCACAUCGGCAGGGUGGGACAAGACCUAACGAUGUUCGUCGAGAGCAUCCACGAAAACAUCACCUACAGGAGUGACAAUAAAAAGUCUCCGAUGAAGAUCGAGGCGGUGGCGUGGGGGCUCAUCCGACGACAGGGGCAAAGGGGCUCUAGCACGGGACAGCCACAUGGCUCAUCCGAUGGCAGAGG